CACAAGUAAAAGAGAAAUUUGCCCGCCCAAAAUAUAUAUCUAAAACAGUGCACCACAUUCAAUGAAGGUCACGCUUUUCGAUAGAAUUGUUCGUUACUUGCCAAAGCCCAACACUCCGUGUCUCUUUGCCUUCCCCUUUAAUUUUUUUUUCCUAUCGUUUCCCUCCCUCGCCUCUCUACGCGCCAAUGUUACCUGAAAAUCGAUUCUUUGAUCGGUUUUUGAUUUCCUUGGUGCCCUCAGCAAGCGUUCAGAAAAAUGCCUGAACCAUGGCCACCUUCACUUCAUCGUUCCAUACUUUUGUCUGGCCUCAUUCGUUUUUAACAAAUUUCAGUUCUCGGGUUUUCCCGUCUUGUUUCUGCGGGGUCAACCCGGGGAAUAAAGCGAAUUUGGUGUCUCUGAAGUUGAAUCUUAUUCGUGGUUUGGAGUUUGGGGAAGAGAAGAAAAGGGUUUCUCGGUGGUCUUGUUGGUGCAAGAAAGGGUGGGAGAACGACGGGGAUUUGGCAUUGGAAGCAGAGAUAUUGGAGUUCAUGAAAAAUAGCGAGAAACCUGAGUCUUUUCCAAGCAAGAAAGAGUUGAUUGAUGCUGGGAGGAUGGAUCUGGUUGAGGGGAUUAAGAGACAAGGAGGGUGGCUUGCUAUGGGCUGGGACUUGGAUGAUGAUAAAGGUAUUGGAUUUCAAGAAAAUCGUUUUCCAGAAGGUGGUUUCGAAAAUUCGGACUUAAUCGUGAAGGAGAAGGAAUGGGAUGACGAGACUUUUCAAGAAAGGGUUCAAAGUGAAGUUGAAACUAGUAGUGGGACUUCUGCUUUAGUUGUUAAUUCGUAUUGCUCACCUUCCUCGUCUGCUAGAUCAGUAGAAGUAGCAGCUGAGCAUGACUAUGGGAUUGAGGGUAUACUGAGUCGUUUAGAGAGAGAAAGGAAUAGGAACUUUGGGUUUGGUUUCAGAGAGAAAGGUGACAAUACUUGUACUCAAAGUAAUGAUUACGAAGAAGAGUCUCUUGUGGAAGCCUCAAUGGAUGUGACAGUUGGUGGUCUUGUGAGAAGAAAACUGUUUUCCUUCAGCGAUAAUACAGACCCAGUCAAUGAUAAUAGGAUCAAGUUUAGUCAGAACCAGUCUCUUUCAGGCAUUGACGGUUUAAGAAAUCCAACAUGGAGAGAGUGGAGCCUUCAAAGAGCAGGGUUUGUAGGCAAGGAAUUUGAAGGGGAUGAGACACUUGAAAUAAGAGAUAAAUCCAGUGAAGCCAGAAGGAAGGUUUCACACAAUGAAAUACGAAGUCGUCUUGAGCACCUGAAGUUAGAGCUUUCAGCGGUGCUUCAGUCAUUGAGGUCUAAUGUUGAUGAGGUUUCGUCAUGGCAGGGUGAUGGAAGUUCCACUGACAAUUUGCAUAAGCUUUCUGAUGCUUGGGAGUUCCAGGAAAAUGAGAUAAUGAAUGCCCAGGACAAGUUGCGGUCCAUACGGGCAAGGUUGGCGGUUUUAGAAGGGAAGAUGGCAUUGGCAAUAAUAGGCACACAAAAGACAAUGGAAGAGAAACAGAAAAGGAUUGAUGAUGCUCGUAGAGCUUUACAACUUCUUCGAACUGCUUGCAUAGUGUGGCCUAAUUCUGCAUCAGAGGUGCUGUUAGCAGGAUCGUAUGAUGGGUGGGCAAGCAAGCUUACAAUCAUAUCUUGCAGAGAAAGAUGGAGAAGUCAAGUGCUGGUGUUUUUUCAGUACGUUUGAAGUUGUAUCCAGGCAAAUAUGAGGUAUGUCUUUUUGUCUACAUUUCAAAAUUACGUGAUGGAUAGCUGAGAAUAUUUACCUUGUGGCAUAGAUUAAGUUCAUUGUUGAUGGUAAAUGGACGAUUGAUCCCUUGCGCCCUAUUGUUAACAACAAUGGAUAUGAGAAUAAUCUACUUGUCAUCACAUAAGGAGGCCAGACUCCAGAGGCAUGCAACAAUGGGCAUGGCAAGAUUUUCAUUUCAUCAUAAAGACGAUGUAGGGUAAAUGCAGCUGAUUUUUCUUUUUACUUUUCCAUUUUCCCUCUUGUAAACAAGUAGAAUAGGGCUGGUAGAAGAUGAUACUUCCUAAUGAUUCUUUACCAAAAGGGGAAUCAGAUAAAUGUAACGCAACCAGACGACUGUUACAAUACCCAUUUUCCCUUAAAUUUUGUGUUUUCUACCUUGUCGGAACACCUAUGUGAAUAAUGAGAUGACAUCAAUUUGAUCAUUCUUUUUAUCAU
Messenger RNA from Durio zibethinus, 2210 nucleotides. The record is from RefSeq and is a predicted model, not a curated record. NCBI's taxonomy places the organism in Eukaryota, Viridiplantae, Streptophyta, Magnoliopsida, Malvales, Malvaceae.